Molecule: messenger RNA, 855 nt
Organism: Saccostrea cuccullata (small rock oyster)
Lineage: Eukaryota; Metazoa; Mollusca; Bivalvia; Ostreida; Ostreidae
Exons: 2
Coding region: 1-855 (284 amino acids)
Source: RefSeq, a predicted model, not a curated record
AUGAAUCCCACAAUCCUUUGCGUUCUUGCUUUCGCUCUAUCAGCUGUAACUGCAGCUCCGAGGAAUAUUUUCAGAUCAAGCACGGUGCAUAAACAACAACCCGCAUCACUGAAUAGACAACAUAACGUGCAAACGUCACCUCGAAUGCAGCAGCUGCUGGCGCGCAUGCGUAACCCAACCAAGAUAAACCUAAUCAGAAACAGUCCAUCACCAACGAAGAAGAUUCAAAUCGAUCCGCACAGCCGGACAGUUUCCAUAAAAUCCCAGGGUCAGCCUCAUAUAAUACUAAAGAGCCGACGUAAUCUAAGGCUUAAAAUUCACGGAAGGAGAGGGGAACCAACCAAGGUAAUCAAUGUUAUGUUCCAUAAACGUCCCUCUUCACAGCAACAAAGAAAUUCAAUCAUUCAACAGGAUCAACGUCCUCUAAUGACGUCAUCAUCAAUGCAGAAUUCUCUAGGAAAGAAUCAAAAUACUUUGAAACAAGCUACACACAAAGAUACCCAACAGAAAAACUCACAGGUCUUACAGGGUCACAUUAAAGGACAAAUCGGACAGAAUGUCAUUUCAGCGAGUCAACAUUUGAAAACUGGGAGCGAAACCCAAAUUCGUCUUCUUGGUGAAUUACGUUCAACCCUUGAGCAGUUGAUUCGGCAGAAACUUCUUUCCUCUAACUUCCAGAAAUCAUCCACGGCUUCAAUCACUGAUAAGGUAUACAGUAAGACAAUGGAAACCAUCAAAGUAACCGGUAAUACUCAGAUACCUGUGGCAGGUAAAAGCGAAUCCACUUCUUCCGUUUUUCCAAGCACGACGUCAUUCCCGGUCGAUUACGAGACAGAGGAACCAGAAUAUCGGUGA